AACUCAUCUGAGUAUUGGAAGUCCUUCGACACACAUAUUGCACGGCACAAAUCCACGGAGAAAAAGUUAAGAGAGCCAAAGCUGUCAACCAAGUCCAUCAUAAAAGUAUACUUUGUAUUCGCUGAUAAUAUCAGUCACCCAUGCUGAAUGGUGAGUGGGGAGCCAACUCCAACAAACAACCGUCAAGUAGUAGCCUCGCCCAAAAGUUCCGUCUAUUCGCUCAAGUAGCCCAAGGUUGUAACAAUCAGGUAGGCAAGCUCAGCCCAAAGAAGAAUCGAAGUUCAAACGGUUGUGGUAUCUAAAGCGCACUUAUUCCCCUUUCCCGAAGCACUUUAUGCGUUCUCAGGCUUGGGGACAUUGGGCGCAUCCUCAGCAACCUCCGCUGACGGGUGCUUCUUGCCCUUCUUCUUGGACUCCUUGUCCUUCUUGAUGGCUGCCUCGGCAACGAGCUGCUCAAAGACGAGGUAAUCCCCUUCCUCCUCGGGGGAUCUCGC
Colletotrichum godetiae is the source of this 494-nucleotide messenger RNA. RefSeq lists its product as uncharacterized. Lineage: Eukaryota; Fungi; Ascomycota; Sordariomycetes; Glomerellales; Glomerellaceae. The transcript has a single exon. The coding region runs from base 141 to 302 and encodes 53 amino acids. The record is from RefSeq and is a predicted model, not a curated record.